CUCUCUCAACCCUCCCUCCACCAACAACAAACCCCCCACACCACUCAUUAUCCAACCAAAACAAAGACAACCAAUUAUCUAAAGAUGAAGUCUCUCAUUUACCUCAGCUUCUGCGUUGCCUUUGUCGCCGCAUUGUUCACCAGCGUUCGUGCCCAAGAUUUCAAUGAGGAACAGACCGGUUUCGCCACCAUGAUGUCUUUCUCCAACGCCACCGACGUCGGUCUCGAGAAGCGUGGUGGUCGUGGUACUUGGUACUCUGGAAACGACUUGAAGAACGCUGCUUGUUACGAUCGUAAUGGUCUCGCUCCUUACUCUGCCACUAUCCACUCCAUGAUCGGUGCCAUGGCCAUGCGUAAAUUCGAGAACUGCUACAAGUGUAUGAAGAUUACCAACAACAAGAACAAGAAGCUCACCGUCACUGUUCGUAUUGUUGACAAGUGCGCUGGCUGCAAAGUUGGCAAGGCCAUUGAUUUGACUCCUGCUGCCUUCAAGAAGCUCGCUCCCAAGGGUGACCUUAACAUUGGUGUCCUCGACAUCAGCUGGAAGGCCGUCAAGUGUGGUUCAUCCAAGAACUGGCCCAGCAAGCCCAAGAACUAAAAUCACAUACACAAACAAAAAAAAAUAAUUGUAGAAAAAAAAAACAUCAAACAAUUGACAAAAAAAUAAUAACAAUAAUACACCUUUCCUUCCCUUUGGUGUCUUUUUUUUUUAAUAUUAUUUUUGCAUUGAAUUCUUUCUUUUCUUCACCAUUCCUUCUUGCCCAUUUAACUGUCAUUCCACCCUAUGGGUUUGAAUAAAACCAUUCAUCUCAUACACAUAUAUACAUAGCUAUUCUUGCUUUUUAUUUAUUUAUUUAUUUAUAUAUAUAUUUUUAUAUAAAGAAAAACUUAUGUUACUCU
This is a messenger RNA of Phycomyces blakesleeanus NRRL 1555(-), 899 nucleotides long. RefSeq lists its product as hypothetical. Bases 85 to 597 code for a protein of 170 amino acids. The record is from RefSeq and is a predicted model, not a curated record. The transcript is spliced from 4 exons. NCBI's taxonomy places the organism in Eukaryota, Fungi, Mucoromycota, Mucoromycetes, Mucorales, Phycomycetaceae. Gene Ontology annotation, biological process: defense response to fungus; defense response to bacterium.